CGCAACAUCUGUCGGUAGCUGCAAGGGAUCCCCGUCGGUCUCACAUUCGGUCUUAGUAUUCCGCACAUGAAUCUUGCAAGCUUUGUCCUCUUUAUCAUUUACGCGUUCCUCUUCCGCCAGUCGCGCGGUGAGUUUGGUGUUGCGCGCCAGGCAUCCAUCGAAGCCGAAGGACCAGACAACCUAGAAGAUGAAUCGACGUCCGCAAAUCUUGUAGAAAAACUUAUUAAGGGCUGGCACGAGCUCGACCAAGCCACCGCCGUGGAAAUUGUAGCGGUCAUCGAGGCGGCCAAACAAGAUCCCGAAACGGUUGUGCUGGUCCGACGACUGAACAAUGGAGGCGGAAAAGAUUCCUUACAAUCUCUGAAGAACGACUUACCCAAGCAACAAAUCGUACGAUUAUUGGCCAGAAGCUUGGAGGAGAUGAAGGCUGCGGAGAUUUUGUUUCGAGACCCUCGCAGGGCCUAUGAGGAAAUGGAAAAAGAGGGAUUGAUACCGGCCGAUAUGAAGUCGGUCUAUAAGAGAGAUCCUACGCUCCUGGCCGACAACAAAAAGAAGAGUCUCUACUUUAGUUUCGUCACCAUGGCCUCAACCGGGGGCUUCAUGUAGAAAGAAGAAAACUUGUGGUCGAGCGAAAAACCUUUAGGAUUCAAAGUUUCGCAUCACAAACAACUCAUGCUGUAUUAACUGAAGCAACAACACC
Molecule: messenger RNA, 700 nt
Organism: Phaeodactylum tricornutum CCAP 1055/1
Lineage: Eukaryota; Bacillariophyta; Bacillariophyceae; Surirellales; Neidiaceae
Exons: 1
Coding region: 67-606 (179 amino acids)
Source: RefSeq, a predicted model, not a curated record